AUGGGCGGUAUUCCUUGGUCCUCAAAAGCAUGCAAAAACUGCAAAACAAGUAAAGUCAAGGUCGAUACCAUCAUUCUAUCUCAUGAGAAUCACCCCACUAAUCACCGUAUCAGUGUGACUUACAAGAACCUCAAUGUGGAAGAUGCGUCAGAAGAGGUAUACAUUGCCCAGGCGAGCUGUGACUCUAAUGAACCCGAAGAAAUCAACCCUGGCCCGGCGAAAUGCGUACAGAUAUCUUCAACCUAUAUCAACCUCUGGUUUCCUAUGGACACUCCACAGAUAUCCGGAAUUGAUAUGUGGUUUGGAAAAGAUACUUGGUAUCAGAUUUUCACUCAUAUUCAGCAAAUCCCUAACAAGUCUCAAAUGCUAGAGAGGGCUAUUAUUGCAAUCUCAUUGCUUUGUAUCGGGAAGUUGAAUCAUGAUAAAAUCAUGGUUGAGCAAGGGAUAUGGUGGUACAAUUCAUCUACUCGACACUUGUUGCAUAUGAUCCAACGCAAUGAUCUAAGCGAUGAGAUCAUCCUUGCUACUGUCAUAUUCCAGAUGCUAGAGGUUUUGUAUUCACCAUAUGGCAUGGGAGCCUUUGUCGCACAUGUGAAUGGGACAAAUAUCUGUAUCAAGAAGCUUACCGAUGCUCAAGCCUCAACGCCUGUCAUGAAACUACUGACUCGUGACCAACGAAGGCUUUCAAUCGUUCGUCACUGGAUCCGUUCCCUAACUGUGUAA
Penicillium malachiteum is the source of this 723-nucleotide messenger RNA. RefSeq lists its product as uncharacterized. The transcript has 3 exons. The coding region runs from base 1 to 723 and encodes 240 amino acids. Lineage: Eukaryota; Fungi; Ascomycota; Eurotiomycetes; Eurotiales; Aspergillaceae. The record is from RefSeq and is a predicted model, not a curated record.